UCCGACAGUGUUUGCUCAAAGGGCUGAAGGAGAGUCCAGUCAUGUCUCACUCUGACUCUCUACUGCUGAUUGAACUGGAAGAUGAGAUCCAUAGGCAGGUGGGCGUGGUGCACAGCCAACACUGUCAGUAAAUGUUUUACACUCGGUAUCCACACUUUGACUGAAGAAUACUUUAUAACUGAAAAUGACUUGAUUACUGUGAUCCAGCUGCACUUUGUACUCACACACUACAGCAAUGUUCCCAUUUUUUGAUGACCUCACAUGUUCUGUGUUAAAUAAGAAAUACCUCACUCAUAGGUGUAUGCUAAUCCCUCCUUAUAUUGGCUCAGGAUUUUGUGAACUUUGCUACAUGUAUAAGAAUCAACACUAUCUGUAAAAGGCACUGAAACAAUCAAAACCUCAAUGAAUGUUCCAUGACUAUAAUCUGAAGCACUUCUGAUCAUGUCUAAAUGAAGACUUCUAAUAAACGUUUCUAUAAUAUGACAGUGUAAAAUGUUUCACUUGGGAUUGAUUACGAUUUUCACUGUAUAUCCUUGAAAGAAAAUAUGGUUUUAAUGUUCACAACAAAAUUGCACAAAUACAACAGAAACAGAUAUUUGUACUGCUGCUUACUUAAUAGAAUGCAUUGAUUAUGAUUAUAGCAUUUAUGUUGAAUGUAAUAUUGAUUUAAUUAAAAAUACACAGGUGUCUCAGAGUAAUAUUUUUAAAGAUCUAGUUCUGUGAUUGCGUUACUCGUAUCACAGAUUUAUAAACUUUUAUUGCUGUGAGGUGUUAAGUCUAGAUUGCCUUCUGCCUAUCUCAAGAUUUUAUAUCUCAUAUUUCACUUGGCCAUGUUCCACAGCUUCUAUGUGGGUGUAGGUCUGACUAGUUUGUGGAACAACAAGGUACCGAUACUUUUGACAGUAUGGGCAGGUCAUAGUGCUGCUGGAAAAUGACAUCAGAAUCUCCAUAACAUUCAUCAGCUGAGGGAAGCAUGUAGUCCUCUUUCCCUGCAAGGUAACUAUGUUGAUUUUGUAGUUGCCAAAACACAAAAAUAAUCAGAAAUUGGAAACUUUAUCCUGGGCCUCAAGCAACAUGCAUUCUGUGCUUCACUCUUCAUCCAGACCACAAUUUCCAAAUAUAUUGCAAAAUUUACUUUUAUUAUGAAAAAGAUGUCCAGUCCUUUUUUCUUCCUACACACUUCUGAAUCAAAUUCAUUAGUAUUAGUGCCUCAUACACAGUUCUGUAAUAGCCUGGAGCCAUAAGCUGAUGAUUACAAAAUAAAAUCUUAAAUGAGUGCUUUGUCGCCACCCUUUGGCAGAGAACAGUGAAAGUUUGUUUCUGACAAACAACUUUUGAGCAACAUGGCAACCAGGUGGGGAAUAUGCAGCGCUGGGAAGAUCAGUCAUGACUUUGCUGUUGCUUUAAAAACUCUUCCUGCUGAAGACCAUCAGGUUGUGGCUAUUGCAGCUCGUAAGUUGGAGGAUGCUGAAGAGUUUGCCAGGAAACAGAGCAUCUCUAAGGCUUACGGCAGCUACGAGGAGCUGGCCAGAGAUCCAAAUGUAGAUGUGGUGUAUGUUGGGAACAUCCACCCAUACCAUCUGAAGGCCUGUCUGCUUUUCAUGAACGCCAAGAAGAAUGUUCUGUGUGAGAAACCGCUGGCCAUAAACACCAAAGAAGUGAAAGAGAUUCUGGACUCUACCAAAAGGAAUCAAGUCUUCUUCAUGGAGGCCGUGUGGACCCGUUUCUUCCCAGUUUCUGUGGAGGUUAGGAAGAUGCUGGCGCAGGGGGAAAUAGGAGAGGUGAAAAUGGUUCGGUCGAAGUUUGGAGUCCCUGUUUUGCACAACCGAAGAGUAGUAGAGAAGGAGUUGGGAGGAGGAGCGUUGUUGAACAUUGGCAUGUACUGCCUGCAGUUUGUGUGUAUGGUGUACAAUGGAGAGAGGCCAGAGAGCAUCCAGGCAACCGGGGUCUGCCUGGACACAGGGGUGGAUGAAACUGUGGUUGUAACUCUGAAGUUUUCAGAGAAGAGAAUGGCAGUGUUUACUUACUCUUCCAGUAUACAGCUUCCUAAUGAUGCCAUUAUUGUUGGAACCAAGGGCACCAUCCAGAUCCCUGCCAGAAUGUGGUGCCCCACAUCGCUAAUUGUGAAUGGGAAGGAGACCCAGUAUCCCUUGCCUGAACCGCAUUUCCCUUUGAACUUCCUCAACACCACAGGGAUGCGUUAUGAAGCAGAGGAAGUCCGACAGUGUUUGAUCAAAGGGCUGAAGGAGAGUCCAGUCAUGUCUCACUCAGACUCUCUUCUGCUGGCAGAACUGGAGGAUGAAAUCCGUAGGCAGGUGGGCGUGGUGUACAGCCAAGACUGCCAGUAAAUGUUCUGCAGUCACUACAAAAAUGAAACAAUUACUCAAAAUGGACUAUUAAGGAGAUCCAGCAGGACUUUGUGUUCCAUCACUGCUGCUACUGUGUUAUUUCUUCAUGUUUUGAGAGGCCUGACAGAGAUCAUACCUAAAGAUCAGUAAAAGUUCUGAAUCCAAACUUUGUAAAUCUUCCUUUGAGUUUACUUUCAGUUCUGUUCCUAUUAAGUUAUUCCAAAAACAAAAGGCCAGAUAACUUCUGAUAGGUGCUCACUUUAUUGAUAGAACUUCAGUCUUAUGAGACAUCUCACUACACCAGCUAAACAUCAUAAUCCCCCUUUACAUAGUUAGUUCUUAGUCUCUAGCAUUACAAUCAAAAGCAUGUUAGAGGAGCAGGACAGCUACAGUGGAUCACCAACAGAGAAGACGAUGAGAGAGCUCUGAAACAUGAGUUCUGAUCUCUUGAUCCAAAUCAAAUGUUUACAAUUUUCCCCCUCGGAUAUUAUCUGAAUGCAAAGAAAUGUAAAGGCUUUGUGACACAUCUAA
Messenger RNA from Xiphophorus maculatus (southern platyfish), 2879 nucleotides. RefSeq names its product trans-1,2-dihydrobenzene-1,2-diol dehydrogenase-like. NCBI's taxonomy places the organism in Eukaryota, Metazoa, Chordata, Actinopteri, Cyprinodontiformes, Poeciliidae. Gene Ontology annotation, molecular function: nucleotide binding. The record is from RefSeq and is a predicted model, not a curated record. The coding region runs from base 1344 to 2348 and encodes 334 amino acids. The transcript is spliced from 8 exons.